AUGCCAACGGCAACCAAGGAUGCCAGGCUCAUACACACCAAGAAAGCGCCACUCAUACUCGAGGAGCCUGUUGUUAACAUCAUACGCUUCGCCAACAGCGAACAGCGAGCGUAUUUUGACGAGUGGUCGAAAUUAUCGGUGACGUUUCUCAGUGGUGGUUUGAAUCAAACGCGACUUUGGACAGCGACCAUGCCACAAGUAUCCCUGGAGGAGACGACGUUGCGAUAUGCCGCGAUGGCCGUUGGUGCGCUGCGGAAGGCGUAUGAGGUUGAGAGUCCGACAACCGUACUGACGAACGGCAACAAGCAUUAUCUCAACGCGGUGAUUUAUUACUGCGAGGCACUGCGGCUGCAAUCCAAAGCCAAGCCAACCAGGGAGGGAUUACGAACAGCACUGCUAUCGUCGCUUUUGUUUAUUUGCUUCGAGGCGCAGCGCGGAAACAUGCCAGCCGCUCUCAAGCAUGUAACUCACGGAUUUAGCAUGUUGAACGAGCUUGCCGCUUGUACGGACCUCGCUCCUGGUCUGGUUAGCAUUGCACAAGCACCGCCGUCGCUCGUGCAAGAGAUCCUCGACUGUUAUAAGCCACUCGAAUUGCAAUCAAGGUCGUUCAUGGGGUCCUAUAAGAAGUUCUUCUUCCCACCAACACCGGCCAAAAAUGCACAAGGAAAUCUGACCACGGUCGAGCCAACAAAUGUACAACACGUUGCCCCCCAGGCCAGCCCGGCAUCCAGCUCUGAUGUCUCAAUGCGGUCGACUCAAAGUCCACCGAGUCACCCGGGGACACCAUGGCAAAGUCCACCACCGACGACAGCAGCGGCAGCUCAGACAGGUCUACCUAGCCCUCAGAGUCAGAGCAGCAGUCCGGGAACGCCGCCGGGUCCUGGUCAAUUACCCCCUCAAGGUGCUCGUCGGUUCGCCAGCAUUGCACCAUUCACAAAGCACUCGCCGUACUUUCGACCGAGACAAUCGAAUAUAACGACGCUGGAUGAUUUGCCACGAGUUUUCAAGGACCUUGAAGAAGCUCAAGGCUAUUGGAGUUUGGUCCAGAAAGCGAUGGUGGCGCAUGUGCCGAUGCUGACAAUGGUGACAUCACGGCUUGGUUUAACGAGAGCUGUCAGCGAGGCUGAGCUCGACAUGAAGCUCUCCAGCGUGAAACAAAACCCGCAGAUUACCAAGUUCAUCGCUGAAACGCGAUACUGGAUCUCGAGAUGGGCCGAAGCUCUUGAGCCGGUGUACCAGACAAUUUGCCGCAACUCGGUCAAUGACCCGCAAACGUACCUUCAUGCCAUCAACUUGCGAAUCGAAUAUCUCAUCUUGUACAUAUACACGACGGUUCCGCGGUUCUCUGGACUGGUCACAGCCAAGGGCCUCACGCCACAGUACCGGGAAAUCAACCGCCUCGCAGAGACGCUGCUCAUGGCACGGCCGAACUGUGGAUUUGCAAUGGACUCUGGCUGGACAUGGCCGCUGUUUGUAGCGUCGUUCAGCUGCCGAGACCGAGCUGUUCGAGACGACGCGAUCCGCAUUCUUGGCCAGUACCCCAUUCGAAAUGCGCUUCGCGACAGCCGAGUAUUCCGGGCAAUUGCGAUACGGAAUCAAGAAGUCGAGGAACAAGUCAUGAUGGAAGGAACAGAGAACGAGCAGUGGCUGCGACUGAGGAGACGGGAGUUGGUGUUUGAGGACUUUGGUACAAAUAUUAUAUACCGAUCGGCACAGAAGAACCCCAGCACUGGGGUAUGGGAACUAGUUGAGGAGGCAGCCGAGUUUACCGUCUUACCUGAUGGCAAGCUGGACUGGCAAAGGCAACCGGUGUCGGAUUCGGCAUCCAUUCUGUCCGGGGUCUGUUAG
Pochonia chlamydosporia 170 is the source of this 1848-nucleotide messenger RNA. RefSeq names its product C6 zinc finger domain-containing protein. The transcript has a single exon. The record is from RefSeq and is a predicted model, not a curated record. The coding region runs from base 1 to 1848 and encodes 615 amino acids. Lineage: Eukaryota; Fungi; Ascomycota; Sordariomycetes; Hypocreales; Clavicipitaceae.